UGCCGGCGUCGCCCGCGCGCUGCUCCCUCUCCCGGUAGCGGAGGCCGCCAUGGAGGCCGGGCCGAGGCCGGGUCCGCGCAUUUGUGAGGGGGAUUGCGCCGUCCUGAAGCGGGACGAUGUCUUCAAAGCGGUGCUUGUGCUACGGCGGAGAAAAAUUAUUUUUGAGAAGCAGUGGUUCUAUCUGGAUAAUGCCAUCGGACAUACUUAUGGAACUACAUUUGAAGUAACCAGUGGUGGAAACCUCCAGCCAAAGCAAGAGGUGGAAGAGACUACCACAGAAACAAAAGAAGCAGGUACAGAUAAUCGUAACAUAGUUGACGAUGGAAAGUCUCAAAAACUGACUCAUGAUGACAUAAAGGCUUUGAAGGACAAGGGUAUUAAAGGACAGGAAAUAGUUCAACAGUUAAUAGAGAACAGUACGACAUUCAGAGACAAAACAGAAUUUGCUCAAGAUAAAUACAUAAAGAAGAAGAAAAAAAAAUAUGAGGCAGUUAUUACAAUUGUGAAACCAUCCACUCGCAUUCUGUCAACAAUGUAUUAUGCAAGAGAACCUGGAAAAAUUAACCACUUGCGAUAUGACACCCUGGCUCAGAUGCUGACUCUAGGAAACAUCCGUGCUGGCAACAAGAUGAUUGUAAUGGAAACGUGCGCAGGCCUCGUGCUGGGGGCGGUGAUGGAGCGGAUGGGAGGCUAUGGAUCCAUUAUUCAGAUGUAUCCAGGAGGGGGACCCGUUAGAGCUGCUACCAGUUGUUUUGGAUUUCCUAAACCUUUUUUCGAUAAUCUUCAUGAAUUUCCUCUCAGCAAAGUGGAUAGUCUCCUCUCGGGCACGUUUUCUACAGAGACUCUGCCUUCUGAACCUGAAGAGAACACGCUGGUGGAAGAAGAAAGCAAUGGACUGACUGAUGAGAAGCAGAUUUCACUUCAGGAAACAGAAGAGGAAUCCACUACUGAAACAGCCAUGGAGAUCAACCAAACAGAAGAGCAAGACACAAUGGACAUGAAUACUGAGGAUGGAGAAUUUAAAGAGAACAAAGAAAAAGAAAGUAAAGACAAUGUUCGGGAAAAGCAAAGAAAACAAUGGGAGAGAAGGAGAAAGCUAAUAGAAACUGCUGCUUUGUUGACAGAGAAGAAUGCUGAUGGCUUAAUUGUAGCCAGCAAGUUUCACCCCACUCCAUUACUGCUUUCUUUACUGGAAUUUGUUGCUCCUUCCAGGCCUUUUGUUGUCUACUGCCAGUAUAAAGAGCCAUUAUUAGACUGUUACACGAAGCUGAGGGAAAGAGGCGGUGUCAUUAACCUAAAGCUGUCGGAAACCUGGCUACGGAACUACCAGGUCUUACCAGAUCGAAGCCAUCCCAAACUGACGAUGAGCGGUGGCGGAGGGUACCUUCUGUCCGGUAUAACCGUUGUCCUGGAUGAGGGCAAAUCUGAUUCCAGUCACUUAGAAGCACUGAAGAUGGAAGAGCCAUCCUCUAAAAGAUGCAAAGUUCAAGACCUUCACUGUUAACACUUGAAGAAUUGAUUUGGUUUUUAGAUCUCAGGAGCCUCACUGUUGGUAAAAAAGCGAUAUGCUUUCUGUGCUGUCGGCGGCGCAGCGACGGUGCCUGUCGUACAGCCCUCAGCAGAGAGCAGCAGAGCUGCUUCCCAUCAUCACAACGAGGAGCAAAACCCUUGGAAGCAAACAUCACACCGAAAACACAGUCACUUCAGAAGGAAGAGAAGAUCAAGAGAAGAUGAGGCAUCAGAGAAGGUGUUCUGUUUGCUGCCACAACUGGGUGUGAUGAAGUAGGGUUUUUUAAUUUGUUUUUUUUUAAAAGGUUGAGUCUGAAUCAACACAUCUCACUCGGCUUCCCCUUUUCCCUGAACAGCCUCAGGGAACAGCAUUCUGCGUCGUGGUCUGUGCCCUCUUUGGGCACGGACCCCGGCUGCUUUCAGUACUUUAAGGAAGCAGAGUUAAUAUCAAAAAUAAUACCCUUUUUUUUUUUUUCCAAAGGAACAAUAAAAAGAGAAUACUAAUACCAAAACUUGACAGCAUGACCCCGUGUUUUCCUGAAAUAAAUACAGAAGAGGAAGUGCAUGUGCGUAAAUUAAAAAAAAAACAAAUAUCUAAACAGAAUGUCUCUAUUAGUAUUGCCUGUCAUUUUCCUGAGAGUUGUUAUAUGUUUUUAUUUUAAAAUACGGCUAUUUUGAAACCCGCUCUAUGUACAUAUAUUUAUUCUACUGUUUUAUCUCUCAUGAUGUGUAGCUUUUUUUAUUGAUUUUUUUAACUUUGCAUUUGCCUCAUCGAUUAAAUGGCAGGAUGUUUUUCCUAAUGAGA
Molecule: messenger RNA, 2314 nt
Organism: Calidris pugnax (ruff)
Lineage: Eukaryota; Metazoa; Chordata; Aves; Charadriiformes; Scolopacidae
Gene: TRMT6
Product: tRNA methyltransferase 6
Exons: 11
Coding region: 50-1504 (484 amino acids)
Biological process (GO): tRNA methylation
Cellular component (GO): tRNA (m1A) methyltransferase complex; nucleus
Source: RefSeq, a predicted model, not a curated record